Messenger RNA from Drosophila rhopaloa, 2999 nucleotides. RefSeq names its product microsomal triglyceride transfer protein large subunit (gene Mtp). Bases 187 to 2835 code for a protein of 882 amino acids. Gene Ontology annotation, molecular function: lipid binding. NCBI's taxonomy places the organism in Eukaryota, Metazoa, Arthropoda, Insecta, Diptera, Drosophilidae. The transcript is spliced from 6 exons. Gene Ontology annotation, biological process: lipoprotein metabolic process; lipid transport. The record is from RefSeq and is a predicted model, not a curated record. Gene Ontology annotation, cellular component: basolateral plasma membrane; Golgi apparatus; endoplasmic reticulum.
GACCGGCAUACCAAAUCUUAUAUAUGUAGUUUCUCUCGAUUCUCGGCUCGCCUCAGUCAAUUCAAUUUACAUCCCGGAUUAAAAUCCAUCGCCACCCGGCUUAACAACAGUGUUAUCAAUGAAUUAAUUUAAGUACCUCAGCCAACUUAAGAUUAAGUCCAAAAUCGAACAAACGCAACUAAAAACAUGGAGAACAAACAUAAAAACUGGGUGCUAUGCCUGGCUCUCAUUUUCGGAUGUUUUGACCGUGGAAGAGCGGCUUUAAUCUCUCAAAGCAGCCAGAAAUUAUUCAAGCUGCAGAAUACAGUGAUUCUUGAGGAACUGGGAAGAGAUUCAAGUGCCAAAGAGACGAGCUAUAAAUUUGAAACUAAUCUAAAGAUCAAUUCGGUUUGGAGUCAGGAUGAAGAUCAGUUACUGGAGGUGUUCAUCAGCGGGAGCCAAGUUGCUGCCUCUGGAAAAGCCCGAUCCAUAACCCAGAUACCCGAUAGGCCUUUUUACAUCAGUCUGGUUAAGGGACAGCCUGAAAAGGUCAUAGCCCAUACUUCAAAAGAUCAAUCCCUACUAAAUUUGGAACGAGGAAUCGCUUCCCUCCUGCAGUUGAGAUUGGAUGCCUCCCAGGAGGAGGAACUGGAUGUUACUGGUCUUUGUCGAGUAUCCUAUAAUGUCAAAUCCUCAACGAAGGUGGAGAAAAUCAAAAGAGACUGCUCUCUGUGGGAUCUCAGGGUUUACUCUCACCCAGAAGAAGCUCUAAGUGUUACUCAGGAAGCCCAGGAGAAGGUAUCCUAUGAACUCUCUUCCGAUGGAUCUCUUUUGAAGGCAGAGUCCGUCGAAAGCCACCGCCUGAGCCUACUAGCAAAACCGGAUGUGGGAAGCUCUGUCAAGAGUACUUUAAUCCUGCAACACAUUUCUCUAGGAUCGGAGGAAGUCAAGCAGCUAGAAGUGGACAGUUUAGAGGAUGCCAUCCAGAGCCUUCUGGAAUGGUAUCGCGUAUUCGAGCUGGAAUCCGAUGUAGAUGGGAUGAUCAGCGAGAUCAAAGAGCAAACUAUUGAGGAACAAUUGAAAGCGUCUUUGGAUGAACUGCAAUCCGAGGAUGUGGGCAAAUCCUCGCUGGCUCUGGCUUACGUAAAACUAAUCCCACUGGCUCGCAUCUCGAGACAAGAACAAUUCGAGGAACUGCUCAAGGACCAUUCGAAAAUACUCUCCCAAUUGGUGGAUCUUUUGGGCGCUGUUCAAACCUUCGAUGCACAUAAUGCCACUUUUGGAUUCCUCUACAAAGAGGCAGAAACCACAAACGAGCAUUUAGAAUUGUUGGAGAAGUAUCUGCAAUCCCUGGCGGUGGCCACUCAUCCGGAUAGGAAAAUAAUCGAGCACUUGUACGGAUUACUAGAGCUAGAAUCUAUCAAAAAGCAGUUAAAGCUUAGAGAGAGCAUUAUCCAAACACUGGCCACCUUGACCCGCCAAAGCCGAUUGGGUGUCGAUGAUCCUUUGCUGCAGCAGGUGCGAACUUAUCUCCUGCAAGGUCUUGCCUCCAAGGAGCCCACUUUGUAUAUCAGGGCACUGCAAAAUCUCCAGAAUCCCGUCACCAUUGUAUCGCUGCUGGAACAGGCUCAAAGUGGCGAGGAGCCCAAUUUAUCUGUGGCCGCUUUGCAGGCCUUGAAGGCAUUCCCCCCAGGCAGCUUUACUUCCUCGCAUCGCCAGCAGUUUGAGAGUAUCUUCUACCAGCGAAAGCGUCGCUUUGAUAGCUCUGCUCGCACACUGGCUCUGGAUAUCAUCCUUUCCCUCAGGCCAAGUCAGGAGCAAUUGGGAUACCUCUUGGAUUACCUGGCCUCCACGGAUCGCCAGUUUGAGAUCAAAACCCAUGUGCUGCAGAAGCUGAGAAUGCUGGCUGAAAAAUGUCCGCGAUUCAGGGCUUUAUUCGAAACGGAGUUGGGCAAAAGGAGGCAGGUUAAUAACUACAACGUACUGGGACAAAAGGGUCUCACCACUGUCCUUACCCGUCAGCUUUCUUUGGCGCCAGCCUUCAAUGAAUCGCUGUUAAGCACACAGGAGGUCUAUCAGGGAAUCCUUAAGCGAGGCUCCGUGGAAUUCCUGCUCCACGCAGGACGCUCUCAAUCCAGCAGCUUUAAAUUGGGCAUCUACACCGCCGGUUUGGGUUCGCUGGUUGGCAAUGGUGACUCCGGUGAUGGAAAUGAGAAAAUCCCAGCGGAUGAUGAGAUGGACGGCGAGGAAACCGUCACCGCAGGCAUGGAGAUCAGUGUGCAGGGUGCCCAGUUACGACCCCUGAUCUUUUUCAGCGGUCAGACAGAGCUAAUGGGUCAUGUGUGGGGAGGAAGCGCAUCGGAUUCGACGCCCGCCUACCAGGCAACCACUUUGGCACAGGAUAACGAGCACUACGUAAUCUUGGCAUCAGGAGCCACACUACAUUGGCGAGUGCUGGGUGCCAGGAGUGUGGAUCUCAAUGGCAAGGUGGGAUUUAGCCUGUGGAACCGCAAUGCUCAAACAGAGAUCCAGCAAAACACUGGCAGCGCUGUCUUGGGUCAUGUGGCCAUUGGUUUUACUUAUGCUAAAUUAGAGCAGGAUUUCAGUCUGACCCACGAACCGAAAUUAAGUCUGAAUGCGGAUCUGGACUUUUAUAGUGGAAUAAAACUAUGCAUGCAACUUCAGCGACCUGAACAGCUGCUCAAACAAACCCAAGUUCGAUCGGUUUUCCUGCAAUCUGUGGAUCGUCCUUAUGCCAAACAUGUGCGAUCUACUCUCUCCCACAAAACUACGGGCUGCACUUUUGCACUAAAUCAGAAGAACAACGAAAUGUGCAACGUCAUAUUUAGCGAAUAGUAAAGAUUUCUUGAGAUUAUUGGAGAUUGCCUACCCAAAAAGAGAUAAACACAUGAAUACUGUAAUGUACUAUGUUAAAAACUAAGAGAUUAAGACUCGAUAUAGUUGUAAACUCAAAAGAACAAAGACCAUUUAAUUUUUAAAUGCAAAAAAUCUUUGAAAUC